Molecule: messenger RNA, 783 nt
Organism: Cryptomeria japonica (Japanese cedar)
Lineage: Eukaryota; Viridiplantae; Streptophyta; Pinopsida; Cupressales; Cupressaceae
Exons: 3
Coding region: 1-783 (260 amino acids)
Source: RefSeq, a predicted model, not a curated record
AUGUUGGAUGCUGACCAUGGGGAGAACCUGAACACACAGAGAAUGAAAAAUGAGGGUCAAGAGAACAACAUGGGAAAUCAAAAUAUCUGCCAAGGUGCCAUAGGUAAUGAUAGCAUCAAGGGUUUCUGUGAGGUCAUUAGCAAAAUGGUAAAAGAGAUUGGUGACUUGAAGAUUGAUCUCAGUUUGAUCAAAAGUGCAACCAUGGGUGAGAAGCCUCUCUCUGAGAACGUCAAAGAAUUAAUGGUUGCUAUUAACAAGGCUGAAGCUAUUGAGGCAAUGGUUAGUAAAAUUAUGGAAACGAAAAAGAAGGUAAUGGAGCUAGAAGGAAUCAGAGAUGAUAAAAGUCUGGAAAUUAACCUGAACAACCUGGUCAAUAGAGUGGAUAAGAUGGAGCUUACUAUUAAAGGCAAGGAUGAUGAGAAGGAUCAGACAAAGAAGACGGGUCAUGAUAAAAGAACAAGGGCCAACACCCAGAAACAGCAACGAAAUGCCCUCUUCAGGCAGUCAAAGAGAAAGAAAAGAAAGAAAAGGAAAUGUAAUGGAAAGCAAAAAAACCCUAUUAAGCAACCCGAGGGCUCUAAAAAAGAGAAAAGGAUCAAAGAGGCCCAAAGUGUCAUCAUCCCUGACAUGGUAGAACAACAAGAGAAUAUUAAUAUGGAAAACCCAGAAAUACCUUUGCUUGAAGAGGGUAAAAAGGAUCAAAUGGGCAAAGACAAUGGAGAACAACAAGAUAUCAAUCAGGAGGAUCAACGAAGUGAUAACCUGGAAGAUGAAGAAAUAUAG